AUGCUUACGACAGGACAGGGGGCAGGGGCACUGCAGCACUGUACGGAGACGGGACGGUGUAGCUCUGCUGACGCAGUGGAGCCGCACUGCAGCACUGUACGGAGACGGGACGGUGUAGCUCUGCUGACGCAGUGGAGCUGCGCUGCAGCACUGUACGGAGACGGGACGAACCUUGGGGACAUUCACGGUUUUAUAUUCUGGUACGUCUCUCUUGUAUUCUACACACCAAGCCUCAGCAGUCGUCCUGUGUGGCAGGUGAGUAGAACACUACCAGAGAAGAGUGCUCACUGUUUAGCUGCCUUGUGCCUUUCCAAUGCAGCGGUGGAGGCUAAAGGAGAGACAGACCGGCUCUCUGUGGAGGAGCUGAGGGCCACAGUGAGCAAAGCGGAACUGGAAAGGGUGACAGCGAAGCACGCUCCCAGCCAGACAGCAGCAUUCUGGAUCCAGGAGGGGGAAAUGCACAAGACCGAGUUAGAGGUGGGCCAGCAACUCCGGCUGAAAACUAAAGGAGAUGGUCCCUUCGUAUUUUCUUUAGCCAGGCUGGGGGAUGAAAAGGCAGGGGCCUCCUGGACUGACAAGAUCAUGGCCAACAAGCCAGACAGCAGAGCUGCAGCUAAACCAGCUGCACAGGGAGACGCAGCCGAGGAGAAUGAGUGGGUAAGGAGAGGCAGAAAGCAGAGCUGCAGCUAAACCAGCUGCACAGGCAGACGCAGCCGAGGAGGAUGAGUGGGUAAAGAGAGGCAGAGAGCAGAGCUGCAGCUAAACCAGCUGCACAGGCAGACGCAGCCGAGGAGGAUGAGUGGGUAAGGAGAGGCAGAGAGCAGAGCUGCAGCUAAACCAGCUGCACAGGCAGACGCAGCCGAGGAGGAUGAGUGGGUAAGGAGAGGCAGAGAGCAGAGCUGCAGCUAAACCAGCUGCACAGGCAGAUGCAGUCGAGGAGGAUGAGUGGGUAAGGAGAGGCAGAGAGCAGAGCUGCAGCUAAACCAGCUGCACAGGCAGACGCAGCCGAGGAGGAUGAAUGGGUAAGGAGAGGCAGAGAGCAGAGCUGUAGUGCCCUAUAGAAAUGUUUCAGGGGGCUACUGUUAACUAUACUUCUAGCCUGCUUGGGGCUCUUCUGCUGUGCUGCACUAGAGUUCACAUGUACAGAGGGGCUAGAUGGUUGUUUUUACCAACCCUUUACUGUUCUUUGUCAUACUUGGCUGUGGUUUACUAUACCUUGCAGUAUGUCAUUGUAAACUGCAGUAUGACUGAGACACAGCAGGGGAGAUACGGCUCUGUUAAACACCGUUCUCUGCUUCUCUUUUUCAGGAGGACUGAAGCAUGAAGAGUUGAAGCCCGGUCUCGUUCCGUUAAGAGACGGGAUCGCUCUAGUUUUCAGGAGGGUCAGUUCCACAUGCCUUGUUUCUUUCGCUUCCCGAAUCAAGUCUUUCAGCCCCGGAAUGCACUGGUCAUUACUGGGGUUAACGGGACAGUCCUGGACACUUCAGGAUAAAUCCCAAGCUAUUUUUAGGAACUCUCCAGGUUUAAGAUUUGAAUCCAAGUAACAGUUUACACAUUGCUAUGUCCUUAUCAGGAUCAUUACUGGUUUGAAAAGAAACUGAAAACUACAGCAGUAACUUCAUCAGAUGAUAUAGAGCCUUCUCACAAGGCAUCUCAAAACACAAAGGUCUAAUCUCUGCAUUUCCAGGACCGUGGAUGCAAGGUCCAUUCUUUAUCUCUGUUCUUUAUGCCAGUCUUUCCUUUAUAUUAGUUCCUUAUUACACACCCUCAGCUUGUGUCUUGAGAGUUAAACAACAAACAAGCCAGUCCUGCCAACGUGUACCGCCUCACCUCUUCACACGACCCGUACAUUUGCAAGCCAGCAGUUUCAAUACAGACAAUGCAUACCGUUUCAAUACAGGCAGUAUAAAUGCAUAGUUUCAAUACAGACAGUAUCAAUGCAUACAGUUUCAAUACAGACAGUAUCAAUGCAUAGUUUCAAUACAUCUGGAGGUAGGGCUUACACCACCCCAAGAAAGUAAAUCCGUCUAAAGCUCACAGUUUACAUUACAGUUACUGUAGUGCUGCUUUUACUUAAAAAAAGGGCAUUCUUACCAAGUUUCUUGCAUUUCUCUGUGCUGUAUCUGUACCUGCUGAUGGUGUUCUAGUCAGUGCUGUACUCCUGUGCUUGUAUGUGAUGGUGUGCUAGUCAGAGCUGCUGUCCUGUGCUUGUAUGUGAUGGUGUUCUAGUCAGUGCUGCACUCCUGUGCUUGUAUGUGAUGGUGUUCUAGUCAGUGCUGCACUCCUGUGCUUGUAUGUGAUGGUGUUCUAGUCAGUGCUGCACUCCUGUGCUUGUAUGUGAUGGUGUUCUAGUCAGUGCUGCACUCCUGUGCUUGUAUGUGAUGGUGUUCUAGUCAGUGCUGCACUCCUGUGCUUGUAUGUGAUGGUGUUCUAGUCAGUGCUGCACUCCUGUGCUUGUAUGUGAUGGUGUUCUAGUCAGUGCUGCACUCCUGUGCUUGUAUGUGAUGGUGUUCUAGUUAGUGCUGCACUCCUGUGCUUGUAUGUGAUGGUGUUCUAGUUAGUGCUGCACUCCUGUGCUUGUAUCUGAUGGUGUUCUAGUCAGUGCUGCACUCCUGUGUCCUGUGUCUUGUUUGCCUGUUGCGUCUGAUGCAGUAUAACACAGUUUACCCUUGGCUUGUGAAAUAUCUUGAAAUACUUCAAACAAGUCUGUGUAAAGCUUAAUGUAUCCCACUGUAUUUGUAUACAUAUAGAUCAAUAUUAGAAACAUAGGUGCUGUAUAUGUAAGAGUGCAACAAGCUUAUUUUCUGUGUAUUUUAUUGUUUCCAGUGUAUAAAAUAAACACAUGAAAAAAAUGCUGGAUGUACAGAACAAUAAAAUCAUUUUUUUACCA
This is a messenger RNA of Acipenser ruthenus (sterlet), 2890 nucleotides long. Its product is annotated as arpin-like. The transcript has 3 exons. Bases 1 to 690 code for a protein of 229 amino acids. The record is from RefSeq and is a predicted model, not a curated record. Gene Ontology annotation, biological process: negative regulation of actin nucleation. NCBI's taxonomy places the organism in Eukaryota, Metazoa, Chordata, Actinopteri, Acipenseriformes, Acipenseridae.